GAAGCCGACACACGUAAAGGGGCUAAAACCUUAAAGUAGCCGGAGAGGACAAAGGCCAACAAGAGCGAAGCUUAAAUUGUCUGAGUAAAUUCGUCGAGAUAGUUUUGAGAUUUCUAUAGGAGAAGGAAGUAACGAACGAAUAAUGGCGGCUGCGGCUUUUGGGCAGUUGAAUCUUGAAGAGCCUCCUCCGAUUUGGGGAUCUCGUAGUGUCGAUUGCUUCGAGAAGCUAGAACAGAUUGGUGAAGGAACUUACGGUCAAGUUUACAUGGCUAAAGAAAUCAAAACUGGUGAAAUCGUGGCUCUGAAAAAGAUCCGUAUGGACAAUGAAAGAGAAGGGUUUCCGAUAACAGCUAUCCGGGAGAUAAAAAUUCUAAAGAAGCUACAUCAUGAAAAUGUCAUCCAUUUGAAAGAGAUUGUGACUUCUCCAGGUCGAGAUAGGGAUGAUCAAGGGCAACCAGAUAAUAACAAAUACAAGGGUGGAAUCUACAUGGUCUUUGAGUACAUGGAUCAUGACUUGACUGGACUUGCUGAUCGUCCUGGACUGAGAUUUACUGUCCCUCAGAUAAAGUGUUACAUGAAGCAACUGCUCACCGGGCUUCACUAUUGUCAUGUGAAUCAAGUGCUUCACCGUGAUAUAAAAGGUUCAAAUCUACUUAUUGACAAUGAGGGAAAUUUAAAGCUAGCGAAUGAACAAUUGACUAAGAUUUAUGAACUUUGUGGAUCACCUGAUGAAAACAAUUGGCCUGGAGUUUCCAAGAUGCCUUGGUAUAACCAGAUGAAAUCACCUAGGCCCUUAAAGAGACGCGUAAGAGAGCUCUAUAGACACUUUGAUCGCCAUGCCCUUGAACUACUUGAGAAAAUGUUGGUGCUUGACCCAUCCCAGAGAAUAUCCGCAAAGGAUGCUCUUGAUGCUGAGUACUUUUGGACCGAUCCGCUUCCGUGUGAUCCAAAGAGUCUACCAACAUAUGAAUCAUCACAUGAGUUCCAGACAAAGAAAAAGCGGCAACAGAUGCGACAUAACGAGGAAGCAGCCAAGAAGCAGAAACUACAGCAUCCACAGCAGCAACAUUCUCGUUUACCUCCACAGCAACACGGUGUUGGUCAGUCUCAUGCCGCUCCACAUUGGCCUGCUGGCCCAAACCACCCUAUGAACAACAACGUACCACCACCCCAAUUACCUGCUGGUGGACCUGGCAGCCAGUACUAUGGAAAGCCCCGUGGUGGAGCACCUGGUCCAAACAGGUACCCUCCUAGCGGAAACCAGACUGGUGGUUAUAAUAAUCAGAGCCGUGGAGGUUACAGCAGCGGAUCGUAUCCUCCACAAAGUCGAGGUGCACCAUAUGGCGCUGGUCCUAGACCAGGUGGCUAUAGUGUUGGACCGCCUAACUACCCACAAGGUGGUGGUCAGUACGGUGGAUCUAGUGGAUCUGGAAGAGGUCAGAACCCUAUGGGUGGUGCGAGAAACCAACAAUAUGGAUGGCAACAGUAAAAGAGAACUCAAAGAGUCUCAUAUGGUGCGGUCUUGGCUUGAUGUCUUAAAGGCAGUUGUGAUUCUACUUAUGAAGACUGAUCCUUUGAGAAACAGAAUCUAUUUUCAUUUGUUUUCCCGUCUUUAUGGCAUUCUUCCAAACAUUAUGUUACGUUGAUGAAAAAUAGACAGUGAUUGUUGUAUGUUUAGAUCAUUUUGUUCGAGCAAGCUUUUAUAUAUCAGAGAACACAAUAAACCAUA
Molecule: messenger RNA, 1729 nt
Organism: Camelina sativa (false flax)
Lineage: Eukaryota; Viridiplantae; Streptophyta; Magnoliopsida; Brassicales; Brassicaceae
Source: RefSeq, a predicted model, not a curated record